AUGGCACCGUUUGCCGCCGAAGAUAUUAUCAUGGUAUUCUGCAUGUCCACCUGUGCGACCUUCGCUGAGCUCAUGAAGAACAGUGGGCAGGUUAAAAGUCUGGUAUUCGGUGGUCGACCCCACAAUGGACCAAUGCAAGCCAUUGGAGGUACCAAGGGCGAGGAGGACAUCUCUAGUGGCAUGCUUCCCCUGCUGUAUCAAGAAGCCCUGGAUGCGGCAACCAAUGCCACUCAAGAGGGCAAUCCCACUCUCACUGACGCGCAACCGAAGCGCCUUAAGGAGAUCACACUCGCAGCUAAUGAACAAGGUCCUUUGACAGGACUUGAGACGAUCAGUGUCAACUUCCUCAAUGGCUACCGGCCUGGCCAGGAGCAUAUGCCUCUCCAGUUCAUCUAUGAGCCAGCCGAUUACCGUCUUUUCUAUACCUGGGAAACCCUCUCCCACCUUGCCACAGCUUGGGCAGCGGCAGCCAGGACAGUCUGGGGCAAUGGUCUGUUGGUUAAUAGGAUGUCCUCACACGCCUCUCAGCACCACCGCAGAGCGCAUUUGCAUGCUUGA
Messenger RNA from Penicillium lagena, 558 nucleotides. RefSeq names its product peptidase S41 family protein. The record is from RefSeq and is a predicted model, not a curated record. The transcript is spliced from 2 exons. The coding region runs from base 1 to 558 and encodes 185 amino acids. Lineage: Eukaryota; Fungi; Ascomycota; Eurotiomycetes; Eurotiales; Aspergillaceae.